CAUGAUCUUGCUAGAAUGUGGAUUGAAAUGAAUUAUGAAGAGAUCAUUCAAGAUACCAAUGAUCUUGUUCUCCAAGGUCAAUUUCUGAUUUGUUAUCCACCCGAAUCGACAACUGUGAUCGAUAACAAGAUACUAUACGAGAAGCUUAAUGAUUUAUGCAAGUUAGGAUAUAGGAUUACCAUGAAAGUAUUCUGUGAUAUUUUGCAUCUUUUUGAGAAGCGAAUUACUCUUUUUGGAAAUAAAAUAGUGCAAGUUUCAGCCAAGAUAAGAAAUUGUAAAGAGGAUGAUUUAUUGAUAGAAUUUCUUGAGAUGAGCAUGAUUUCUCUACAAAAUUUUGCACUGGUCCGAGAUUUCUUUUUUAGCGCAAGAACAGACCUCAAAAAACCAUUCAUGUGUAUGAUUUUAAAUCACGUGAGAUAUUCUAAUCAAAUGAUCGAUGAUGUGAUGAAGAGCGAUUGUGAGAUGCAAGAUCCAAUCUUUAAUUUUCGCAAGAUCAUGCCAUUUGAAAAAAGCUUCUUGGUUUGGGUUUUGAAAGAAUAUGAUAUCGAUUCGGAUGUGAUCCGUGAAUGUUUUGAUUACAUUUUCAGAUUACGUGUGAUCGUUAGCAUAUUCGAUCGUCCCGAGAAUAGUUCAUUUGGAUUUACUAGCAAGAAUAUCGAGCAUAUCAAGAAAUUAUUUUACGCUUAUGUAUCUGGUGGUGCCUCAUUUGAAAAACAUCAUCUGGAUCUCUUACAGAUCUGUGACGAAGACGAAUUACACAAACCUUUUUUCAAUUUCUUUUUGUCUUUUAUUUUUAAUAACCAUGUUGUUCAGUCUAUUGCGUAUGAUAAUUUGUACUUUGGAAUCGAUCUUGACAAGACAAGAAAAUAUGCUAAAGAUUUGUCAGAUAAAUGGUAUGAUAUUCUUUCAUGUUGCGAACCCAAAAAAUAUGUUUGGGGCAAUUAUGAAUUUCUUUUUAAGGCAAACUUUUUCUCUAAGCUUAAUGAAUUUAUGACUUCGAUUUAA
Molecule: messenger RNA, 1005 nt
Organism: Dentiscutata erythropus
Lineage: Eukaryota; Fungi; Glomeromycota; Glomeromycetes; Diversisporales; Gigasporaceae
Source: the annotation of a GenBank genome assembly